Cuscuta europaea is the source of this 1448-nucleotide messenger RNA. The record is from the annotation of a GenBank genome assembly. NCBI's taxonomy places the organism in Eukaryota, Viridiplantae, Streptophyta, Magnoliopsida, Solanales, Convolvulaceae.
CGAGACAAUAAAAUUUUGGUCCAAUUAAAUGCUUAGGGGCCGUCCGUCAACGAUAAUACAAGAGGCUCAAAUGAAAAAAAAUGAUAUCUGCACUUCCAAUCAUCUGUUAUUCGCAUCUUCCUUCUACUUCGCCUGGCUACCCACCACUCCACCGCCCUGGCGCCUUCUUCCCCUGCCUCCCUGCAACAGUCCAGGGUCCAUCGCGCUGCCGCACAGAGUCCAUGCCCUGAAGCCUGAAUAUUCGGAUUUCCGCGAUCACCGACCAGACGAACACCGCUUCGGCACUCGUCGCCUCCGCGCCUCACUCAGGCACUCAGCCAGAGCCAGAUAUUAUUUGUAAAAGAUUAUGUCUUUGCGUAGGCUUUCCCUUCCACGGCUUCUCCUUAACAAUGUAGGUUGCAUGAGAAAUGCACAACAAAUUCUUCGUCAUGUUAAUGUUACGCUCCAUGACGGUGGGGCUCUUGUAUUGACAGGCACAAAUGGUUCUGGAAAAACCACCUUUCUGCGCAUGUUAGCCAGUUUCGCAAAACCAUCUGCUGGUGAGAUACUAUGGAAUGGUCAUGACAUCACCAGUUCGGGUGUCGUUGAGCAAUACAAACUUCAGCUCAACUGGCUUUCCCUGAAGGAUGCUGUGAAGGAAAAGUUCACGGUCCUAGACAAUGUUCAGUGGUUUGAAGUGCUUGAAGGGAAGCAGGGGAAGUCUUUGCCGUCUUUAGAAACUGUGGGGUUGGGGAGAUUGGCAAAUGAGAAGUCAAGAAUGCUCUCCAUGGGUCAAAGGAAAAGGUUACAGCUUGCUAGGUUGUUGGCUAUCGAUAGGCCAAUUUGGUUGCUUGAUGAGCCUUCGGUGGCAUUGGAUGAUGAUGGUGUGAAGAUACUGGAGUCCAUCAUAGCCGAUCACAGAAAGAAGGGCGGGAUUGUCAUUGUAGCCACACAUCUACCCAUUAAGAUUGAGGACGCUAUGCAUUUGAGGUUGCCUCCCAGGUUCCCGCGAAGAAUGACAUUGGUUGACAUGCUCGAUCGUGGUGGAUUGGACUGAUUCUACUCUGGUAGCAGUGGGAGCUGUUAUGGAAAGGAAGCUAUGCAACUUAUGUUUGAGACGCCACUGACUAUAUUCCACACUGAAGGCUAUGGAAACCUUGGUUUUUUCCAUUAUUUUAUUGCACAGAAUAAGGUGGUAAGAAAAUUGCUUCCAGGAAGUCGGUGAUGACUUGAGGGGCAGUAGUUAGGUAUUUUUGUGGGUGAGUCCGUGUAUGGGGAGGAAAAACUAUUUUUUGUUCAAAAGUAUUCUAAUAUUUUAUCAUAAAUGUAGUACUUUUAUGGUCACUCCGAACUCGUGCAUAUGAAUGUAUUUAUGUACUAUCACUGGUAAGCCGAUCUCAGUAUUGAUCUCUAAUUUUAUGAAUCAAAUUUGGUCAUAUUUAGUUUCAGUUUUUGUUAUUCAAUUGAGC